AUGCCAGGCCGUGUCUCGGGGCAAUCAGUGGUUGCAGCGUCGCCUGUUUCUACGCAAAAUAUAUCGGCAAGUAGAGGACCAAGCAUCCAGGGUGUGCGGCCAAGUGGUGCUUCAGGAGCUGGAGGGUUAGCAGUCGCCGUAGGUGCAGGGGGUACUCUUCCCCUAGCGACCUCAGGAACGGGAGGCAACCUGAUAAACUCAUCUACUGCAGCUGGCAAAAGUGAACGUGUGUCCACUAAUGGAACAAGUACGCUUAGUGGACCGUCAAGUGUCUCUGCUGGUACUCCAGGAGCUGGACGGUUAGCAGUUGCCGUAGGCGCAGGGGGUACUCUUCCUCCAGUGACCUCAGGAACGGGAGGCAACCUCAUAAAUACAGAUACUGAAGCUGGCAAAAGUGAACGGGUGUCCACCAAUGGAACAAGUACGCUUAGUGGACCGUCAAGUGUCUCUGCUGGAACUCCAGGCGCUGGAGGGCUAGCAGUUGCCGUAGGUGCAGGGGGUACUCUUCCGCCAGUGACCUCAGGAACGGGAGGCAACCUCAUAAACACAGAUACUGAAGCUGGCAAAAGUGAACGGGUGUCCACUAAUGGAACAAGUACGCUUAGUGGGCCGUCAAGUGUUUCUGCUGGUACUCCAGGAGCUGGAGAGUUAGCAGUAACUGCAGUUGCAGAAGGUACACUUCCUGCUGCUACCUCAGGAAAAGAUGGCAGUGUCAUAUCCCCGGCUACUGAAUCUGGCGGACGCGAACUAAUACUCGACAAUCUAACAAAUGCACAUGGUGGACUGUCAGUUGGUGCUUCCGAUACUCCUGGAGGGGUUGUCGAGGCUACGCCAACAGGUCUACCAGCACCAGCUUUACCCGUACUUGUCGGGUCUCCUCCUCGUUAUCACUUGCCUGACACCACACACGCAGAUCUGAGUGCGGCUACAAGCACUGCACAAGGUGCGGCUUCAUUCCUGCCCUACCCUUUGGACACUUCCUCAUCAACGCCGAUACGUUAUAGUGGGGCCAGUUUGGGGUACUCCUCAUGGUUUCCACAAACGUUUAGCCCUCCAAAUUAUGGACUCACUAGCUUUGACUUUAAUCCGUGGGCUACGCCUUGACCUGUUGCAGCACAGCAUGACAUGGCAGGCCUGAGGUUCUAUCUUUGGAGCAAAGCCUUCACCGGUAGUCUCAGUUACGGUUGGCCCAGCUUCGGAAGUUAUUCAUGGUAUUCAACCGUACAAGCUAACCCUGGAUAUUUUUAGCUUGGAAGGUCAUGGGGCGCCUGUUUUCUAAUUUGCACCAAGAAUUAUGUUUUUUUAUCUCACGCCUCAUGUCCCUCGACGUGGAGGUAUGAACACAAUGAGUCACCCGAUGUAAAAAUGCCAUAUUACUUCUCGGAGCUUGCUAUUUUACAGCGCGGUAAUUUCUUCUGCUUGAUUUAGCAGCCAGCGCCUCCUCUAAUUACAUGCCGGGAACGUCGCUCUAUUUUUCAUGAGAGCUUCCUGCCGGUACCAGUCGCGAAGACCACGCUUCCUGCCACAUGUUGCGACCGGGCGCAGUGGAAGAGCGCUCGUCACCAUACCGCUUAUUCACGUAAGAUGACGUCGGCAGCUGCUCUGAGGCCGCUGGGAGGGCUGUGCGUGUAUACAAGGGAACGCCGCGACAGGCGAUAGUCACUCUAACAAGAAGGAGGAGAGAACAGGGGAGGAAAGGUCAGCACAUUGGCCGCUCACGUUCCAAGCAUAGUGUUAUCGGAGGCGUUGGUAGCAGCAUGCAGCCAUAGUACUUUUAUUAGGAAAAGCAUAUUUGUAUUUUAUUUUAUGGAGAAAAAGUAGGACGCAGCAGGUUUAGCAGGAUAUUGGUAAAUAAGAUAUUAACACGAAAUUGCUUGGGCCAACCGAAGACAUCAUUCCCGGCGUUAGUUAUUCGCUUCAGAAGAACCAAUAAAAUAAACUUUCAAUUUGGAAA
This is a messenger RNA of Rhipicephalus sanguineus (brown dog tick), 1954 nucleotides long. RefSeq lists its product as uncharacterized. The coding region runs from base 1 to 1104 and encodes 367 amino acids. The transcript has 2 exons. The record is from RefSeq and is a predicted model, not a curated record. Lineage: Eukaryota; Metazoa; Arthropoda; Arachnida; Ixodida; Ixodidae.